Molecule: messenger RNA, 999 nt
Organism: Penicillium manginii
Lineage: Eukaryota; Fungi; Ascomycota; Eurotiomycetes; Eurotiales; Aspergillaceae
Exons: 1
Coding region: 1-999 (332 amino acids)
Source: RefSeq, a predicted model, not a curated record
AUGUCUCGUUACGCUGCACCCCACGUCGACCCCAAAGGCCCCGGUGAUGCCCGACCAACUGCCCUUCAAAUAGUCCAAGAUGAGGGCUUCGAGGGAAAACUCACCGGCAAAGUCGCCGUCGUGACUGGUGUUUCUUCCGGGCUAGGCAUUGAGACCGUCAAGGCACUUGCAGCUACUGGUGCAACUUUGUUCCUCACUGCAAGAAACCUCGCGAAGGCUGAAGCAGCACUUGCGGAAAUUUUUGACCCGAGCACAAUGACUCUGGUCCAGAUGGAUCAAGCCUCGCUUGAAAGCGUCCGAAUCGCUGCUCAAACCAUCCUAUCCAAGACGACCCAAAUCAGCCUCCUUGUUGCGAAUGCUGGGGUCAUGGCUAUUCCAGACCUCAGGUUGACCGACAAAGGACAUGAGAUGCAAUUUGCGACAAACCAUCUAUCUCACUUCUUAUUCUUCAAUCUUCUUAAGUCGGCUCUGUUGACAGGUUCAUCUUCAGCCUUCCAGUCUCGCGUUGUGAUACUUUCUUCUGCUGGACAUCGUAUUGGUGGCAUCAACUCUUCCGACAACUACCACUAUGAGAAUGGUGAAUACAAUCCCUGGGCUGCAUACGCGCAGUCUAAAACGGCGAAUGUUUACAUGGCCAACGAGAUUGAGCGUCGCUAUGCAUCCCAGGGCCUGCAUGCUUACAGUCUUCAUCCUGGAAUUUCCGCCACUGGUAUCAUUGGACAAUUGACCAGCGAAGAAGUCAUGGGUAUGCUCCAAAAUGAAGCGAUGCUCAAGGCUCAGAAAGGGCUGGAUCAGGGAGCAGCGACAACCAUCUAUGCGGCUAUUUCGAAGGAACUUGAGGGUAGAGGAGGUCUGUAUCUGAAUGAUUGCUCUGAGGCUGCCAUGGGCGAGCAAGAUGGUAACCCUAUGUCUGGCAAAUCGGCGCCGCAUUCGUUCCAUCCCGAGAACGAGGCAAGACUAUGGAAGGAUUCUUUGGAGAUGGUUGGGUUGUCAGAUUAG